UCCCUCUCUGAUAAAAAAAACACAGCUUGCUCGAGCGCGCUCUCUUAAAAAUAGAAAAACGACCGAAGGUUAAAAAUAAUGAUGAAUUGCAAUACAAUUAUUGCUAUUAUUGCUAUUCUCAAGGUAUUAAUGUGUUUUUUUCUUUUUAUUUGACGUUGUUUUCAAUCGGUGAAAUGCAGCCAGUACGGUUUGAGAGCACUGCUCCCCCUCCCCCGCUUCCCACAGACACCAUUGCACAGAUAGGGAGAGAGGGAGGGGGAAGGAGAGAGAGGAGAGGGAGAGCGAUAGUCAGCACCCGUGAGGGGAACAAGAUUCAGCCGCGCGGAGAGAGAAGAGAAAAAAGCAGUAGCCAAACGGACAAAGGAAAACAUGGAUGUAACGGAAAAACGCUAUUUAAAACAAGCACAUGUACCGGAGAGGAUGCUUUGGUCGUCCUGCACAUAGUAGGGGGUAACUCAAGGACUCUUCCCCCCCGUUUUUAAUGUUGCGUGUGGGGACGCAUGGAAAGCUUUCUCUAAUCCGUCUGCGGAUCCUGCCUGCUUGCAAUGGCUGUGGCGGUGCGAUGCUGUUACAGCAUAACUCAGAAUGUGCCUUAUACUUUUUAUUUGGUAAUUUUUGUACUCUGUGGCCUUACAAAUGCACAAAUACGAUACACCAUUCCGGAGGAGCUGGAGAAUGGGGCUGUGGUCGGCGACAUUGUUCGCGAUUUGGGUCUGGACCUGCAAAAGAUCUCCUCCCGACGCAUCAGAAUCACCUCGGACAGCGCACGGAGAUAUUUCAACAUAAAUCAUAAAAAUGGCAAGCUGUCGGUAAGUGACCGCAUCGACCGGGAGACGCUGUGUGAAUUCAGUGGCACCUGUUUGCUCAACCUAGAAGUGGGGGUUGAGAACCCGCUCGAGGUGCAUAAUGUGGAGGUGGAGAUUCUGGAUGCGAACGACAACUCGCCACAGUUCCCCCGGGACGAGUACCAGCUGGAAAUCUCAGAGUCCGCCAUAACUGGGUCCCGGUUCCCCAUCGAGGGCGCGCAGGAUGCAGACGAAGGAUCCAACUCAGUUCGCCUCUACCGGCUCAGCAACAAUGAGCACCUCGCGCUGGACUCCAACAAGCCCGCGGCAAAUAGCAAGAACAUCCAGCUCGUGCUCAAAAAGCCAUUUGACCGUGAGCAUACACCAUCUCAUCAGUUAAUACUGACUGCUGUCGAUGGAGGCACCCCGGCGCGCACAGGUACAGCCAAAAUCAACGUGCGUGUCCUGGAUUCCAACGACAACGUGCCUGUGUUCGACAACUCCGUGUACAAAGUGAAACUGUCGGAGAACUCGCCCAAGGGCGCUCUGGUGAUAAAGUUAAACGCCACAGACCGGGAUGAAGGCACAAACGGGGAUGUGUUUUACUCUUUCAGCAGUUACACCCCAGAGAGGGUGAGACAAAUGUUCUCCAUGGACACAGAUACAGGAGAGAUCAGAGUGAAGAAAAACAUAGACUAUGAGGAGACUAACUCGUAUGAGAUGUACAUACAAGCUAUGGACAGGGGUCCUUCUGCAGUGGUCGUCCACUGUAAAGUGGUGGUGGAGGUUUUGGAUAUGAACGACAACAUUCCUGAAAUUGUGCUGUCAUCUCUUUCCAGCCCGGUCCGUGAGGAUGCACGGGCUGACACCGUGGUGGCUCUGAUCAGUCUUAAUGACCGAGACUCCGCCCAGAACAAACAGGUGACCCUGGAGAUCCAACCUGGUGUCCCGUUUAAGAUCAAGUCCUUCCGGAACCACUACACCUUGGUCACCGCUGCGUUCCUGGACCGAGAGACCAUCUCCACCUACAACGUCACAGUAACCGCCAUCGAUGGGGGAACGCCGGCCCUGUCUUCACACAUGUCCAUUAAAGUUGACGUGGCCGAUGUCAAUGACAACCCUCCCCGCUUCGAACAGACUUCCUACACGGUGUACAUGAUGGAGAAUAAUGCACCUGGGGCGUCAAUGUGCGUUGUAAAGGCAAUGGAUGCAGACGCUGGGGAGAACGCUCGCAUCACCUACACCGUCCUCAAUGACAACAACCACGGCAUCCCUGUGGCGAGCUACGUCAGCAUCAAACCCGACACGGGAGAGGCCUAUGCCCUGCGAGCCUUCGACUUCGAGAAGCUCAGAGAGUUCCACUUCCAGGUGAAAGCCCAGGAUGGUGGCGUGCCGCCCCUCAGCCGCGUAGCAACAGUCUACGUUUACAUCAUGGACCAGAACGACCACUCCCCUAGGAUAGUCCAUCCUCCAGCCAAUGGGACGCGGACCACUGAGACGCUGAUGACGAAUGCAGAGGCGGGGGCUCUGGUGACCAAGGUGGUAGCGUGGGACGGGGACGCAGGUCAGAACGCCUGGCUGGUGUACGUCCUGGAGCAGACCACCUCCGAGCUGGACCUGUUUAAAGUCCACGAGCACACGGGGGAGAUACGCACCACGCGGCGUGUCAGCGAGGACAACUCCACCUCUUUCUUGCUGACCGUUCUGGUCCGCGACCAUGGCCUCCCGCCGCUCUCCUCCACCGCCACCAUCAAUGUGCAUGUCAUGGAGCUGCCACCCAAGCUGACCCCCGACCCCAAACGCAUUAUCAGGCCUCACAGCCCGCUGCUGUUCUCCAACGUAACCCUCUACCUGAUCGUGGCCCUGAGCGCCACCACCUUUGUGUUCCUGGUCACCAUUGUGGUGCUGGCCAUUGUCCGCUGCCACGCCUACUGCACCCAGCCCGGCUCCUGCUCGCCCUGCUGUGUGUCCCAAAAGAGUGUCCCCGAGGGGGGCACCUCAGCUGGUGGGGGUGGAGGGUCAUUGGGUCGAGGUGGCGGUGGUGGGGGAGGUCAGGGUCAACCCAACAACAACGUUGCUCUGCGGCGAGACCUGAAGGUUGAACCUCACUACAUCGAGGUGCGGGGGAACGGCUCCAUGACCAAAACGUACUGCUAUAAGACAUGCAUGACGGCCACGUCGGGGAGUGACACCUUCAUGUUCUAUAACACGGGUCGGCCCCACAGCGGCACCUGGAGCUCCGGGGGAUACGUCACAAGCCAGAGUGGACAGAGCCAGAUGUUUGUACGCAGGCUCAGCAUGCCAGAUGCAACCGCCAUACAGCCCAAGGUGCCGAAUUCAGACUGGCGUUACUCUGCCUCACUUAGGACUGGGAUGCAGAGCUCAGUGCACAUGGAGGAGUCGUCGGUGAUGCAGGGAGCCCAGGGGGUUCUGGUCCAGAACUGGCCGACCGUGUCUAGCGCCACCGGAGAUGCUGAGGGUGGAGAGACGUCCCCACCAAUGGGAGCCGGAGUGGAUAGUAACAGCUGGCACUUCCGUUACGGUGCAGGCGGUCCCGGUGGGCCCCCCCAGCACCUGAAGCCUGGCGAGGUCCCCCCCGAAGCCUUCAUCAUCCCUGGAUCCCCCGCAAUCAUCUCAAUCCGCCAGCAGGGGGGAGAGGACGACAAGAGUGACUUCAUCACUUUCGGAAAGAAGGAGGAGGCCAAGAAGAAGAAAAAGAAGAAGAAGGAGAAGAAAGAUAAGAAGGAUAAGGGGAAGGAUGAUGACGAGUAGCGGAGGAGGAGGAAGAGGAAGAGAAGGAAAGGGAGCUGUUAAAACAGAGGUACCAACCAAAGUCCACCUGGUAACAAAAAUAAAAGUAUUUGAGACAACAGGUGAAAAGAGAGAUCCCCAGUUCAACUUCAUCAUCUCUGGCUCAGUAACACAGACAGGCAGACAAAGUCACACUGCCCUCCUCCGCUCGAUACCCACCCCUGGAACAAAGAUAAUAGCCCAGGUCUUUCUAACGCUCUCUGGUAAUAAUCUGGCCUUACCAAGAUUACUGUAGUUUAACGUCUCCUCCAAAUCCCUGUCUUGGGUAAUUGCUUAAUAAUCAUGCCUUGAUGAUAAAAAAUGUAUUGAUGCAUUUUCCUCCAUGCCCCCUGGUGCCUGCCUAUACACCCUGAGCCAAAUAAUACCCUCCCACUCUUCUCAGCAAGGGGACAAGAGCUACUGUCUCCCUUUGUCCUCUGCUAUUCACCUUCUCUCCCACGGAUACGUUGGCACCUCGGUCUUACCCUUUCCCACCAUGUUGUAUAAUCUCUUUUCUUUGAGAGGAAAAGAAAAUCUGAGGAUGAGAAGAAAACAGCUCUGUUCCAGCCUCGGAAAAAUAACAAAAAAAGCAAAUGUCAAGAAGAAGAAAAGAAAGUAAAUUGAAGAGGACACAGACAGAGCCAAAUGUUUAGAGCUGGACACUCACACUUGUAAAUAGCACAGGAGAGAGUCGCUAAAGCUGAGGCUAAAGGCUAACAUGACACUGCUGCUGCAGCUUCCUAUCGCGCUCUCUGUCUGUCAGUGUUCCCUGAGACGGCAAGGAAAACAUGGCUGUCAAUGAUACUCACAAACAUGGACACUGAGAACACCUGAGACCUGGAGAGAGGUACAAAAUCUAGGAGCUGCCAACAAACAACAGCAAACAAAUAACAAUAUGUUUAAUACCGAAUGCAAGCUUUUCCCCCAGCAGCAGUCUCCUCAGCAGGACACACAUGUACUGUAGAUCUAGCCUCUCAGGAUCGACACAGCCGCAUCCCCUGCAAUUAAUUACUCCUGGUUGGUCUGCUCAAUACUCUAUUUUGGGACAAUGAGAUCCCUCUCUCUCAAAGCAGCCAACAGCUCAAUGAGAUCCCUCUCUCUCAAAGCAGCCAACAGCUCAAUGAGAUACCUCUCUCUCAAAGCCAACAGCUCAAUGCGAAGAGAGAGUAAGAGGGAAUGAGAGAAAGGAGGAACACUCUUCAGAUUAUCUUGAGAACAAAAGAGGAGUCCAGCUGAGUUGGCUUGUGAUUCAGCUUGUUGAUCAGGGCUCAGUUGGAACCUUGUAGAAUAGCAGGAGUGAUGACCUCUCCCCUGCCACUCAGCAAAAGCCUGAUGCUUUCUGCUCUGAAUGUUUGGUAGCAACCAUCCUUUACCUGAUACCCAACCUGACCUCCAUCCUCCCCACUCCCCUGACCUUUCCACCCUCAACCCCACACCACCCCUCAACCCCACCCUUACCCCAACCACAGACUGCUUCUUCACGUGAUGAUGAUGAUGACAUUUUGUGAAUCUUUUUCUCUUUUUAUUUGUUCUUGGAGAAGAGCCACGAUUUCCUUCUCUGUUUUGUUAGCUUUAACUGAUCUGCAGUGCUUCUUCUUGUCCCACCCCUGCCCUUCAUCUCUCUCUUUUUCUGGCCAUAGACUCCCCCUCUAACCCCCUGUUGAUUCAGGGUGAACUGGGAAGGGCUACUCUGAACCUUGUGGUGUACUGGGGUCAGUAAUAUGUGUGAGGCCUGUAGAAUCCAGCCGGUGCCGGUGGUCCAGUAUUCUGUUAGCCAAUGUCAGAUGCCUCCAAGUGCAAAACAGUUGACUGCUUUUAACUUGUGAAUACUACGCUGUUCAUUCCUGUUUGUGGUCACUGGCGAGAGGGGACGAGGUGGGAUGGGGACAGGGAUGGAGGUCUGGGACAUGGUGCUGAGGACUAUCCCUGUCCUCCAUGUUCCUGGGUAAACAUAUAUGAAAACAGUAGGUCACCCAUUGGCUUUUAUGUACACGAUAAAUGUAGAUUUAGAUUUGCUUUUCAUACAUGGACUUUGCAUUAAUAAAUGCGAUGUGUAACCUAAUUAUUACAUUAUUAAUGACUAAAUACGAGCAUCUAAUGAUUCCUACAUCUAAGGAUUCCUACCCCACAGCUCUAUCCCACCAAUCCUCUCUCAGGAGGUUUUGUGAAGGGGCGGAGACAUGCUUCACCCUGCUUCUAUUGGUUCCCCCUUCCCUUGCCUGUAAGUUGUUGCCACACCCCCCAAGUUCUGCAGCUCAGUAUGACUUCACUCCACUAAAGUGGCUGCUGCAUGUAAGUCUCAAAGGAAACAUAGUAUAUAGAGAAAUAUAUAUAUAUAGAAAUAGAUGGCUAUGAUUUUAUUAUUUUGUAUUAUCAUUUUACUUCAUGACUCGCAAAGGAGAUAUUUGUGUGUACCGUCUCUACCAUGCAUCUUGUGCAUAUGACAUCCUACACACUCCACAGUGGUGUUAUACGUUAACUAAACCUCUUAGAUAUUUGUAAAUGCUAUAGUGUGAUGGCCUUGAAUGCAACUCUGUUCAUUUUGUUUUAGCAAAAUAUCAUUUUCGUUUUUGAGAACAAGCAAAGAAAAGGAAAAAAAAAAAAAUUAUUAUAAUAAUAUGUUUUGUGUCCGGCUUUGACAUGAUGCUCUACCUAACACUAAUAUUGUAAUUGAAAUAUGUAUGAUCCUGUGAUGAGCUAUAUUUUCCCUUCCACCCCCUUUCAACAGAUUAAAAAAUAAAAAAAUGACAGAAAAAAAAGUCCAAUGUAAAAAUGGUAUAUGUAGUGUAUGCUUGUGUUUAGUGAGCGUUCACGCUGUCAUUCUUUAUUUUGAGUACGGUGGUGACCAAUGGUGGCGCUGUCCUGGCCUACUGGGCAGUACUGAUCUGUUGUAAAACCUUUUUUUGUACACCUGCUCAUCUACUAUGACUGUAAAAUUGUGAAAUUGCUUUUCUUUCCGUUUUUUUAUUUGCCCUAAAUGGAUACAGUGGUAAUGUGUUUUGUUUAUAAAUCACUAAAUAAAGUUUUCUUUCAUAAAAAUGAGA
Molecule: messenger RNA, 6619 nt
Organism: Salmo salar (Atlantic salmon)
Lineage: Eukaryota; Metazoa; Chordata; Actinopteri; Salmoniformes; Salmonidae
Product: protocadherin alpha-C2
Biological process (GO): homophilic cell-cell adhesion
Cellular component (GO): plasma membrane
Molecular function (GO): calcium ion binding
Source: RefSeq, a predicted model, not a curated record